UAUGGCGGCUCUAGGCACCUCCUCGACCUCUCCCCUCAACCUGUCUCCCACAUCCCUGUCCCCGCCAGGACCGCCGCCGACCCCGCCCCCGACCUCGAACGCACUCUCGAAGUCGCCCGUGGAGUCGAAGGAGAGCUCCCCGAGCCCAGUGCCUCACUCUGCCUGCCUCGAGAACUCAUUGCCCCUCGCCGUGUUUUAUGGGCCUCUGGACGCUAAAAACCCACUCCUGGCCUCCUGCGAGAGGGAAAUUCGGGAUUUACUAGGCUUUAUGAAGAGAAAGAAGGCGUUAGCGAUAACGGAGGAACAGAAGCAUGAAUUCCACCGGCUUUGUGCCACCUCUUUGUUUAAUAUCUGGACCAAAUAUGCCCCCCGGCUGCCAGCUGCCUAUUACAAUGAAAAGCUUCUGAAGGUUGGCGAUAGCCUUUGUGAAAUGAAAGAAUAUAAAUUGGCGCUUUUACAGUGCUAUGGAAGGUAUCUUCAGCAGUUCACUAUCAACUUUGAUGAGAAUAAAGCAGACGUGAAUCAGUUCAAAACUGCCUUUUUCCCAAAAGGCUUUGGAGACAAAACUGCAGCACAUACAUUUCAUGCUUUAAGUGGCAAAAAUAUUUGCAACUAUGAGCUGGUCUGUGACAAUGAUGUGAACCUGAAGAAUAAAGACUCUGUGAGCCAGUGUCUGCAUAUUUUGUCCUCCUUAAGACUUAUCAUGCAGGUGGCUUUGCCACAGGAACACCUUUGCUGGAUUAUCUUUAAUGGUACCAUUUACAUUUACACCAUUUGCAGAAAACUGAUGAUCAUAGGUCAGUCCUCCAAGGCCUUGGAGUACCUCCUGUGGGCCAGCUCGUGUAUGGAGUUCUCGGUCCCCCUCCUGUCGGUCAGGUACUUGACGUGGAGAGCUACCCUUUACACCGCUGUCUGCCAGGGCUAUUAUGACUGCCAGGCUGGCAUUCACGGAGAGGCAUUUGCUCGGCGUGCUUUAGCUAAAAUUGAUGAGUUAAGGCAACUGGAAUUAAUGAGUUCCUCACAAUCACAGGAAGAAUCCAGAAGACAUUAUAGAGAGGCCACAAUAAAGAUGGCAGUGAUGAUCUUCAAAAGAGGAGUAUUUGAAUCUAGAAGAAAAAACAAAAGUCUCUUUAGACCAAAGUUAAGAGUUAACCUGAGGGAAGCUCAAACUUUGCCGUGGCCACGUACCAUCACAGAGCGGCUGUUGGAUGAGAUGUUUGACAGCACCGCAUCCCGGUUUCUGGCUGUCUUAGAAGCUCUUUCUGAUUCAAAUAGGCGCACACUACAAACUGGACCUAUUGUUACAGAUGAAGUAGAAGUUCGUGAUGUUGUCUCAGAACUGUUUAUGGCAGGAAAAGAACUUUUAAUAAUGUCAAAUACUGGUGCAGAUGGAAUGCUUGAUUUUCCACAAACAUCUCUUUUGCAACUUACUGUAAAAGGAAAAAAUGUUAUUUCUAUAGAUGCCGCUGUGAAAUUUGUAAAGUUAGCUUUUACUUAUGAGGAAUGGAGUUUAUUUGAAUCUUUAGCUGGGCAGCUUAUUGAUUUUCUCCAGAGGCAGGAUGAUCCAGAGUCAAAGAAAGCAGAAAAGGAUUUAAUUCUUCUUGUUGCAAUAGAACCUUUAAUCAAUGUAAAGAGAAACAAAGGUUUGGUCUUUCCCAUGGAAAAUUACAAAGAAGGACAAUCAGCUCAAAUUUAUGUUAAGAAAAUUGCUUUUCAUGAUUCUUGUUUGAAGACUUAUGGAUAUUCAGAAGACAUUUUCCAUUUGGCAGCAACCUUGUACUCUUGUGUCUGUGCUUCUCCCCAGAAUGUUCAGCCUGAUAAAGAAAUUGUUGUGGACACGAUAAUGUUCCUAUGGCAGAAAUGCAAAUUAGGAAUUCAGAGGAUCAAUAUGCCCAGAAAUGACUAUGCAAAAUUCACCCAGAAAAUCAGUACUAAUAAAUGGGUUUAUCUUCUGUGGCAGAUAAAUGAAGUAAUUCACUGCUAUAAAAUGGAAGACAUUGAUGUUGUGGUGGUAGCAGAGGUCACGUUGCGAUUAAGUGAAAUAUUGGAGUUAUUAGGAAACCCACGAAGAAAAUUUAAAAAAUCUCUAGAGAUACCUUUAAGAAAAGGAACUGGUGAAUUCUUUGGGAUUUCGAGAGGGAACAUAGACAUUCUUCCAAUACUAAAGAAGAAACCUGUGGAACAGUUAUUCUUGGCUUAUGAACUUCUUGACAAAGCAAUUGAUGGAAUAAAUUUGAAUUGCAUGUUAACUACUUUGCCAAAUGGAUCAUCAGUGGUUGACCAUUGCUAUGCCAAGUACACCCAGGACAUAGAUGGAGACAUUUGCAAACCAGUCACACCAAAUUCUUUCAUGAUGGAUUUGCAUCUUGAACUAAUUCAAGCCCAGCACCGUAUAGCUGUUGUGCUUCUUGACCAAUUGCAAGUUUUGCAGACUCCAACUGUUAGCAAACAUGGAUCUACCAAAGGUCCAGAAAAGCUAAAACAACCUAGAAGCAUUGACUCUUUUACAGAAUUGAAUGUAAUGAAUAAAAUAAGGAAGAAUAAGUUAUCCAAAGCAAUUUACUUGAUGCAGAAAGCUCUUCUAAUAUUUGAGAAAGAUGCAGCCUCUACAUCUUCACACAACUUUUUGAUGGAAGCAUAUUCUUUAAUUGAGAAGACUGAAGCAGAACAGAAUACCCUAUAUUCAUAUCAAAAAUAUGUGGAAAGUUCGAAAAGAAAGAAAAGCAGAUCCCCUCCCCCACCUAUCCUGCUAUCCCGAACUUAUUGUUCUGUGACAUUGAAACCUGCUCCAUUUAUUUCAGAUGUUAAGGUUUCCUGGUACUGCAUUUUGGGUUGCAAAGCAGAAGGGAGCUAUGGAAAAGUAAGGCUAAAUAAUAAUCAUCUCCCAAACUCAGGAGAAGCGAUACCAGCUGAUGGUAAAAGCAUUUUUGAAGUGAAAGGUUUAGAAACCAAUGAAAAAUAUGUCUUUGCAAUUGCUGCUUAUUCUUCUAACGGGAAGCUUAUUGGUGAUGCUGUUGGAGAGACAACUAAACCAAUUCUGGUUUAUCCACCUCUUUCUGCUGUUACUGCUCGGAUGUUCUUGACGCAGGUUGCCUAUCAGGCUGGUACCUAUGAGUUGGCUAAGAAGGCUUUCUCACCAGUUUGGGAUUAUUUUGUUGCUUCACCACAUCAAGAUGAACGAUCUCUUAUUUGUUUAAGCAAUAUAAUGACUAUUACACAGAGAAGAUUAUAUUCAGAUAUUUUGGCAGAGACUUCUUCAAUCCUCUUAUACCUUUUUCUUAGAAAUAUUUUUGUAACAAGUGACAUUAAAAUUAAAGAAGAAAAUCUUUUCUGUGAUAGUAUUAAAGGCAAUGAGCUUUUCCCCUCUCAACAAAUUACUAGACUAAUUGAAUGUGAGAGAGUAUUAGUGGCAUUGGAACUUAGCAACUACCUAAAUGAUUCCAGUUAUGCCCUUCAAGCUGUGACUCAAUGUUAUGGCCUUCUUGCUCCUAUAAUCUACCACAAUAUUGUUUUGGUACCUGUCAUACAGAUCUUGAUAAAGUGUGUAGUGGCUUUGCAAGGAUUACCAAAUAUCAUCCACUCAAAGAAACAUAUUGCAAGUUUUGAAAGUGUACAGCACAUGAUAGCCUGUUGUAUCUUCUACAUAACAAAGAUUCUGCGUUCAUGGAAAGAAUAUGACCUGGCAGUAAUGAUUAUAAAUUAUGGAAAAAAGAUGUUGGACAUCACAUCAGUUUGUAAAUCUCUAUUUGGUGUGUCUGACCAAGAAGAAAUGCAAGAGGAGGGUUCUUCUAAGAAGUCUUCCAAGCUGAAGAAGCCACAGCAGAUAUUAUUACCUGAAAAAAUAAAUGAACAGCUGGCCUUGUUGGAGACACACCUACUCAAACUGACAAAGCAAUAUGCUACAGCUGAACUGUCAGGAGCAGAAGACCCUAUAUUUCUUUACCCUGUUGUUUUAAACUGGUCAAUCAAAGGCGCUGUAAAAGAAGUUAUGAAAUUUAAGCAGAGACCUAGAUUCCUAGAAUUCUUUACACAAGUGAUGCUAAAAUGUAUGAAUGAUGAAAAAUUUCAUCUUAUGGUGGAGAUAACAAAUCCUGUUUAUGACUUCUUGAAAAGGAGGAAUGAGUCCCUACUUGGAAUAAGAAGAAUGAAAUAUAAGGAUAAUGUUUUGUAUAAAAAGACAACUAAACCUUUGAAGAAGUUCAAAGCUGCAGUAAUGGAGAUUGGAAGAACUAUAGAACUGUUGCCAAGAAAAAGAAGUAAAAGGAAGGAAACUCUAAGAGAAUUUUUUUCCAAAAAUCCAUCUAUUUCUGAAAUGGUGGAACAUGAAAGAAAUAAGAGAACUGAUGUUAGAAAACUUGCCUAUCGAUUCCUGGUGGAUAACUUGAAUCCUAUAAUAUUAAGUUUUGUGAAAAGGAGGAGGUUCCAUCAAAUAUUUCUUGAGGAGAUGCCCUGGAGAGCUCAGAUGAACCUGUAUCUGGCAAGUGCACAUUUCAACCUGCUUUUAACGAAGCUAGGGGAACGUACGAAGAUGAAAUUUGGCUCUUCACAUCCAGUGGUCAGUUUCCGAUCAUGUGAUCCUAAUAUGUUCUCACUAUAUAAUUCAGGAACAGUAUUACCAACAGCGAAAUUGACUCUAGAAAACUAUAAACAGAUACUUGAUUUCCUUCAUACAGCUAAAAAAAGAAAGGCCAACUUACCAUCAGAUGCUGAAGAAUUUUCCACAUUUGUUAAUUCCAGAAUGAAUGAUGAAAAUGUAUCCAAGACACAAAGAGUUUAUGAUUCAGACUCUCAGUCAGGUCUUAGUGCUAAAGAAAAGGAUCAAGCAGCAAAUUUGAGUCUAUUGGAUCAUUUUAUGAAAAUCUUCUUAUAUUGCAGGAGAGCAAUGGUUCUUGCUCAUCGUGGUGGCUAUUGGACUCUGCUUCAGAAUUGCUGUCGGGCCCUUUGGAACUUUACUCAGGAGCUGCAGAUACUUCUAAAACAAGCAGUGGAUAUGUAUGAAACAUUUCCUAUUAGCCAGGAUGGUUUCCUCUGUACCUGUGUUUUGCCAUUCUAUUUGGGAGCAGAAUUACUUAUUGACAUGUUGAUAGAACUACAAAAUAUCAAUUCUAUUAAGGUUAUUGAAGAAAAAGGGGAGUUCAGUGUUCCAAGCUGUUAUGGAAAUAUUAAAAAUGAUAACGGUGGUUCUAGCCUUGAUUUUGAGUAUCUUUUGGAUGAUGUAAAUGUGGUUGAUUUGAAAUGGAUCCAUAACUUUGUGUUGAAAUCUCUGGAACUUUUAUAUCAAGUGGAAAAAUGGGAAACACUGGUAUCACUUGCUAUCCAAUUCAAUACAAUUUCACAUGAGAGAUACACAGAGCAAGUGACACCACUCCUGGUGUACGCACAGCGUCAGCUUCUUCUAAGAAUAUCCAAGUUCAAUGGCCCGGAUGUUACCCAACAACCUUGUGCAAGAUAUGAGGCUGAAUACAAAGAGAAGAUAACCUGCCGAAAUUUCAUUGGGAAGCAGCUCAAGAUUAAUCCUUCAACCAGUGAAGUAACAGGCACAGAAAACUGCGCAGAUAUCCUAAAAAAGUUUGUCUAUUCAGAAUACAGCCACGCCAAAGAGCUCGUCUGUGUGCCUGUGGAUGUGACAGACACUUUGAGAUGUUUUAGAGAGACCCUGGAAAAAUCCAGAUAUCAUAACAGAUCAAUCCGACACAGCAGAAAAUUACUUUCGUUAUUCCUUGCUCAGACACAAGAUGUUCUCCAAGUCAGCCAUCAAAGAAGUCUUAAAGUUCAGGCAUUGCAUGAACUUGGAAGCCUUCUCGUCUUUGCUGGAAAGAAAAGGGCUGCUUUUAGAUGUUGGUGUCAAGCUCUUGAUGACAUAUUCAAAAAAGAAGAUGUGCUGUAUACGUGGAAAGAGUUUGGUACCUCGCUCACCGAUGCCACCAAAAGCUAUUCACCUCCAGGUUCCAAAGAUUAUAGUGAGGAAUUUCUGUCAAAAGUUGGCAUUUGGGGAUGUUUGCAAGGAGCAGUCAUAUCAGCAAAGAUAGCACAAUUUAUUAUGAUCUCGGAGGUUGACAAGAGAACAAACUGUUGCAUUUUGUCUGCGUUACUCUUUCAGGGUUUGCUUAGAACCACACUUCCACACCCCAAAGCUAAACAUUGCUAUGCUCAGUAUGAAAUCACUCAGCUUCUCCCAGGCAUCGAGCUCUUCUCAGACAGAUACAGGGCUGAUAUUUGCUCUGUAGUCGCAAGUCUGUAUUACAUUAUACGUGAACUACACUAUGCUAAGCAAAAUCUAAUAAUUCUGCCUCUCCUUGCAUUGUACCAAUAUUUUGUGUCUGGAAUUUGCCAAGACCUCGUCAGAAAUCUAGAAGCAAGGAUCCUCAAGAUUCAGGUCCUUACAGAUUUAAGAUUUUUUUCUGAAGCCUUUUAUGAGAUAUCUCAGAUUUUUUAUGGAAAAAACAUGCCUUCCUCGAUACCCUCUGGCUGUAAGGCUCCUGGAAAAGUAAAGAUAUUUCAAUCAUUUGACUCAGGAAAACCUCUUACUAGUAAAGAAAAUAUACAGGCACUUGAUGAAUUAAUAAGUAAAGGAUUGCCUGUAAUUCUGGUUACACUUGGCCAGCAACAUCUUUUAAAUAAGUUUUCUUUUGUUAAAGCAUACUUUUUAAUAAGUAUGGCUGCAACAAUAAAUCGUGUCCCAGAAAACUCAAUGAAAACAAUCUACCAUGGACUUACUUGUGAGAAGGGUAGAGCCAACCUUCCAAACUUGAAAGAGCUAUGUUUAAAGGAUGAUGGAAGCUCACCUGGUCAGUUUGUAAAAAUGAAAGAUGACUUCACUUUUAGCACGGUGAAGUCGAUUUUACUGACAGAAGCUGAGGACAGACUAAACUUCCUUGUGUCAGAGAUAGAGCAUCCAGGCCACAAGAACCUCUCUCAGUGUUGUGCUGGUGAGUUGGAGAUUGUGGUGGAGGCCAGGCUUCAGCUGGCGGCAAUCGCCCUGCAGAGACACCGGGCGGCAUACAGUGCUGCAAUAGUAUUUUCCACACUUAGACUUAUCCAGGAUUCAAAACUUUUUAAAAAGAAGGGAGUACAAGAUGACACAGAGAAUUCUGUCUCUCCAGGAGCUUCUGCUACUGAAAAUAAAGAUGAUAACGAGUUUUUAGAUCCUGUUUCCCUAAAUUCUCGAGAAUAUUUCAACAUUCAUCUCUGGUUGAGGUGCCGCUUAGCACUGGUGACUGCGUUUGUUGCACAGAUUCAUGGCAUUGGAAUGGUGACAGAAAACGAUAUGAUAGAUUACGUCAGCCUCAUCAAUGAAGUGUGCGAGGAGGCAAAAAGUGCAGGUGACAGGGAGCUACAGGCCGAGUUCUUAAUGCAAGCUGUAAUCAUUGGCCUCCAAGAAAAGCAUCUAAAGGCAGACAUCAUAACCAACCUUCAGGCGAUAAUACAUUUGCUUGAAGAAAGUGAAUUUAUUUCUCCUCGAUCUCAUUUAACCCUGGUGAGAAGCAUGCUUUUGCUGGAUGACUUAACAAAAGCCGAGAAAUUCAAGGAAACUCCUUUAAAAACAGAAAAAUUACAUUUGUUGAUUCAGUCUCACAACAUUCUUAUUGAACAGAUGCUAACUUUUGGGGAGACAAUUGAAUUUCCUUUAUCAAACACUGACUAUGCAAGUCCAUUACAGCCUUUGAAAAAUAUCUAUCUUCCUCAUGUCAUGUUAUUGGCCAAAACAAAAAUGAGAAUUGGACAUACAAUGGCCAAACAAGUAUCUUAUACCAGUAAAAAGAAGGAUCCCUCGAAGUGGUUCCCUGCCCUUCAUCUUUUUGAAAUAGCACUGAAGCUCUGUCAGGUAUCAGCAACAGAAGAACAUGAGGUGGAAGCUGAAAUUCUUUUUCAGAAAGGCAAAAUAGAACGUCAAAUAUUGAUGGAAGAGAAAUCUCCAAGUUUACAACUUGAGAGUUUAUUUGAAGCUAUACAGCUAAGCUUGAGAAAUGAUCAAAACUCAGGGUUGAUAAGAGACUCCUACUUAGAAAUGGCCCUGUUAUUUUUACAUAUGAGGAGGCCAAAAAACAAACUUUCAAUAUCACCAUUAACACUUAAGGCUUCUACCAGAAGGCAUAGUUCUAUUAAAGAACCAAUAGUAAAUAAAUUUGAAAUGUACAGUUCACUGGCCUGGAUUGUGAUAAGAGCUGCUGCCCAGGCCAGUGAAGCUGUGUUGGAAAUUAAUCUACUUAUUGGAAAGAAGAAUGCUAGAACCGAUAAAGUUAGCCAAGGGGCAUUACCAAAUAUCCCAGAAUUUGCCACCGUGGAUCUUCUGUCUUCAUACACAGAUUAUUUGCUUGAUAACUACCAAGUGGUCUUCCCCACUGCCAAUACAUGCUUGUAUCAAACUGACGGCAUGUGUGACAACACAGAUGCUAGAAAAAAACCUCAGACUAAAGUGGAUAUUACAUGGAUUCUUCUAUUGCGCUACUAUAUUCAUCUGCAAAGGAUUAAUAAUAUGAGCAAACUGCUGGCAUCUCCAAAGCCAGGAUCUGGAAUUUCAUUGCCAGAUGAUACACUUCUCACGUCCCUUUUCAACUCUGGGCUGAUUUUGCGCCAAAAAGAAAUGCAUUUUUUCCUUAAAAGAUUUUUACAGCUCUAUUCUUCCUCUUGUAUUGAUGAAUUUCCAAAAGAACUAUGUAAAGGAUUGGAAAAUACACUUUUUUCAGAAAAAAUCUCAUAUGAUUCAGUCAAGUUAUGUCAUGACAGUUCUCUACACUCUGAUUUAUCAUUAAAUAAGCUCUCUGCCAGCCCAUCUUCUGGAGAUGUGUCAUCAGUUAUGAAGAUACAAGAUUUAAACAAAGAACUUUGCUUUCAGUGGUACAUUCCUCCUCUAGAAAGACCUCCAAAGGACACAGAACCUAUGGUUUUAUUGUUGUAUGCAUACAACAUGAAGCCCCAGAAUAUUUCAGAUGCUGUACCUAAUAGCACUUAUUGCAAUGUCUAUACUGGCUCUUUCUGGGUUCCACUGAACAGAGUUAUUUCAAUUCAUGAGAAACUAUCUAAUCUUAAGCAAAUAGCUGAAAUAUCAUUGCCAACAGCUCCUGAAAUCACUUCAGAUGAAAAUGUAUCUGAAAUGCAAGAAAUGGAAGAGAAAUCAAUUGAUAAGGAAAUGGAAAACAUGAUUAUUGAAUGUUGCUCUGAAAUAAUAAAUCUGUUUUUGACUGAUGGAGAUGUAAUACCAUUGUCGGAGGUCCCAUUUGAUAUCUCGCUGCCAUCUAUAUUCAAUCUUGAGAGACUUUUUGACCUUGCUAAUGGUUGUAUUGUAUCAGGAGGAAGCCUUUUCAACUGGAUGGUGUCAAUUAUUCCCUAAACGUUCUUUACAUGUUAACCUUAUAAAGGAUUUAACUGAUGCUGUUUUUCUUGGUUUGAAAACAUUUCUGGAACUGUGUUCUUGUA
Molecule: messenger RNA, 9417 nt
Organism: Callorhinus ursinus (northern fur seal)
Lineage: Eukaryota; Metazoa; Chordata; Mammalia; Carnivora; Otariidae
Source: RefSeq, a predicted model, not a curated record